This is a messenger RNA of Gymnodraco acuticeps, 1212 nucleotides long. RefSeq names its product signal-transducing adaptor protein 1-like. The record is from RefSeq and is a predicted model, not a curated record. Lineage: Eukaryota; Metazoa; Chordata; Actinopteri; Perciformes; Bathydraconidae. Gene Ontology annotation, molecular function: protein kinase binding; signaling adaptor activity. Gene Ontology annotation, biological process: cell surface receptor protein tyrosine kinase signaling pathway; positive regulation of B cell receptor signaling pathway.
AUGUCUAACAGAGUCGUCCACAAGAGGAGGGCGACCAUCACAGAUCUGCCUCUCUACUACUCCGGACACCUGAGGAAGAAACUCACCGAAGAGAAGGAUUUCAAGAAAUACUACGGAGAGCUCCGAGGAGCCACUCUGUUUCUGUACAAAGAUGACACUCAGGAUACAUACACAGAGAAGCUGCACCUGGGACAGCUGAAGUCCAUGCAGUUACAUUCUCCGUAUCAGAAGAAGACCCCAACCAUCUUCACACUCACGCUGCAGACAGAGGAGGUGCAACUACAGAUGGACAACUCUGACACAGGAGAGGAGUGGAGAGGCUACAUCCUGACUGUGGUUAAAAAAGAGAUUCCCAGUAAGCUGCAGCUGCUGCCUGGCCAGAUGUUGCAGCUGCAGGAUGCUCUGGAUCAGGAGAGGCGAAGAAAUCCCACCACGCAGCGGCCAGAACUUCCCCCCCGCCCACUCUUCCUCUGCACACCCUCCCCCUUCCAAUCCCCCCCAGCAUCUGCCUCCCCCUCCUCCACACCGCCCAAAGACAAGACUGACAACAGCCCUGAGAUUCCUGCGUGUUUUUUCCAUGUGUCUCGAAAAGAGGCUGAGCACAUGUUGAAGGUGAACCCCGAGUGUGGAAGCAUCAUCCUCCGCCCGUCCACCCUGGCCAACAACUACGCCCUGACCCUCAGACAACAGACGUCCAGUGGACCCAUCCUGAAGAACUUCAGAGUGACCUCCACAAACAUGGGGUUUGUCAUUGAACUGGACACAGCAGUGACAGUCUCCUCCUUGAAUGAUGUUCUGAAAUACUUCCUUGAAAAGACAGAGUACCGGCUUCACCCCUUCAUGGCAUCUCAGCCCUACGACACUCGCACAACCCCUAACGGUGUUUAUCUGUGUUCAACAGACAUGUCUCCUGUCCCAAAUAUACUUAAAACAGUACCCAAAGCACAAGUGGCCCCUAUGCUGCGUUCAGAGACCAAAGAAAAACUUCCGCCGCCUCCAACAAACCAAGAUGACGGAGAUUACGUGAUGCCAGAUGAUCAUGAUCCCAACCUAAAGCCAGUUCAGAUGGAUAGAGAGCUGGAGGCGGUUUUAAAGUUACGGAGAGAAAACCUGUACACUGAGACUGAGGAAGUCAACACGUACAAGAAUCAGAGCAGUGAGAAACCUCCGUCAGCCGCUGUGCGGUGGAGCGGAAACAGUUCAACCAUCUGA